UACCUGAUCAAUUGAAGCGAUGCGCUCGUCAAUUGAUUGCCAGCUGUAGCCGAUCGAGAUAGCAGCACAUGAUGCAGUUUGUCAGUGUACACUCACUACACUGAGCUGAGGGUGCACUCUUUCCACCCGCUGCUGAGCACGUGAACAGACACUCGCACCAGAACGUGAACAAACACUCACACCAGCAACCUUCUACGUGAAUCAUAGAGCUGCAACAUCGAUGCAAGCGUAAUUCAGCUCUGUAUGUACCCCACAACGCGGGCGUCGACCACCUGGACAUCUCAAAGUUGCUUCGAAAAUUUGGGCUCCCCAUCUCGCCUCCAGACUACCAAGUACCUUUGCACCCCCCAUACAACAUCGCUGCCAUCAUGUAUCUUCUCCGCCGCUCCGCCGUCCGCGCCAUCAGCGCAACGCCCUCCAAGGCCUUCCUCACAGCGCCCCGUUCCAUCUCCACAUUCACUCCUGCUUUCCGCACACAGCAGAAGUGGACCGUCUCCGCUUUCCAGAGGCGAUUUGCCAGUGACGAUGUCGUGACCAAGGAGGAGGUCGCCGCGGAGGCGCCCGAGGACUUUGCCCAGACCAUCGCUGAGCCCAUCACCGAGGACGGCCUGACCCCGGUGCAGCAGGACGCACAGGCUGAGCCCACCAAUGCCGAGAAGACGAUCGGCAUCGAUGCGCUGCAGGCCGCUGCCAACUCGGCCGACAAGCCCCAGAGGGGCCAGCGCCGCGAGCAGAGUCAGGCGCCGCCCAACAACACCGUCUACGUCGGCAACCUGUACUACGAGGUCACUGCCGACCAGGUCAAGCGCGUCUUCUCGCGCUUCGGUGAGAUCGAGAACGUCAAGCUUGUCUUCGACAACAGGGGUCUGAGCAGAGGAUUCGGAUACGUCGAGUUCAAGAACAUCGAGGACGCCAAGACGGCCAUCGAAAACCUCGACAUGCAGGUUUUCGAGGGCCGCAACCUUGUCUGCCAGUUCCACAAGGCCAAGACCAACUCAAAGACUUUCAGCGCGGGCGCCUACCAGCCCAACGCCCCGACCAAGACUCUCUUUAUCGGCAACAUGUCGUUUGAGAUGUCCGACAAGGACCUGAACGACCUCUUCCGCGACAUUCGCAACGUGGUCGACGUCCGCGUCGCCAUCGACCGCAGGACCGGCCAGCCCCGAGGCUUCGCCCACGCCGACUUCAUCGACGUUGCCAGCGCCACCGCGGCCAAGGAGAUCCUCAAGGAGAAGACCAUCUACGGCAGGCAGCUCCGCAUCGACUUCAGCAAGUCCAGCGAGAGCAGGCCCUCCAGGAACGACUCGGCGCAGGGUCGCGAUCGCGAGUAGAGUGUGGCAUUUGCAUUACGAGUUCAAAAUCAUGACUGGCGGAGGCGUCGGCACUUCCAUCUUCUACCCUGUUCUUCCAUAUUGUGUUGAUAGCUAGGCGCGCAUGUACCAUAGUAGAGGAGUGUUUGGCGUUUGUCACCUUGUUCUACUGUACAUGAGGGGUUGUAUACCAUUAAAUGAGCCUAACACAAUCUCCUGACACAAUCUUAUAAGAAAUACAUGACUCUUGAAGUACUGA
Messenger RNA from Boeremia exigua, 1569 nucleotides. Its product is annotated as RNA binding domain-containing protein. Bases 369 to 1331 code for a protein of 320 amino acids. NCBI's taxonomy places the organism in Eukaryota, Fungi, Ascomycota, Dothideomycetes, Pleosporales, Didymellaceae. The record is from RefSeq and is a predicted model, not a curated record. Gene Ontology annotation, molecular function: RNA binding. The transcript has 4 exons.